AACCACUUUGCAGCCGUGCUCUCCAAUUACUGCUCUUGUUGACGUGUUCUGCACCCAGCCUCCCACGGAGAACUCUGUGUGUGUGUGAACUGGCACAACAUUGCUGUACCGACCGCUGCAGUGUGACGACAUUCAGCAGAACAAUCGGCCUUUUUAUUCCAGCAGUAGCCUCCCCGCCCUGUGAGCUGCCUGAAUCGGCAAUCCUCUCACAACAGAGCCUUUUCGAAGGAGAAGGAACUGACACUGUUCACUGUGAUAAGUACGUGGGGAGACGAUGGCUCGCUGGAUCACUGGCUUGUUGCUCCUGAUGGGACUGAGCACCACAACAAGCUCCAACCCUGGCUGCCGCGUCCGCAUCACUGAGAGAGGCCUGACGCUGAUUCAGUAUGAAGGAUUGAAAUUUGUUGCUGAAGAACUUGAAAAUAUCUCAAUUUCGGAUGUAUCUGGGAAACAGGGUCCAUUCCAGUAUUCCAUUAAUGGGGUGAAUAUCAAUGAACUGGAUUUAUCUGGUGCCACCCUUGGCUUCCAAAAUGGCACUGGUCUACUCUUUGAAACAAUUAACUCAUCCAUCAGCAUCACCUUCCAGAGGGACAUGAUGUACUGGCUGUUGAAGGACUAUGGCCAGAUUAAUGCCUCUGCUGAAGGAGUCAACAUCUGGACUGUACUACAUCUGUCCAAGGGUGAAUUUGGGCAGAUGAUGAUAAACAAGGUGUCCUGCAAAGCCUCCAUUGCCGGAAUGAAAGCAAAGUUUAAUGGGAACUUUCGGGGCUUUUAUGAAAUAUUCGCAACAAUUCUCACAACCGGCUUGCGCUUCCUAAUAAACCAGCAGAUUUGCCCAGCCUUACAGCACUCAGGGCUGGUGCUGCUGAACUCGCUGCUGGCGACCGUACCAGUGCGGACAGCAGUGGAUCAAGACGUAGGGAUCGAUUAUUCCCUCCUCAGUGACCCCGAUGUUAAAUCUGAGUGGAUGGACAUGGACUUCAAGGGAAUGUUCUACCCUCUUCAUAAUGAAAAUGACACACUGCCAAACACUGUAAGUAUGCCUGAUUUGAAGAGCAAGGAUCGCAUGGUGUACAUCUGUUUAUCCGAGUACUUCUUUGACUCUGCCAUGUACUCUUAUUAUAAAGCUGGAACACUAAAGGCUGAUAUUCCUGAGAGCAAGAUGCCCAUGGAUCUUGCUUAUUUACUGAGGACUACAUUCUUUGGAUUAAUUAUCUUGAUGACCCCAACAUCAUCAGCCAAGGAAGCUCCUUUGCUGCUCAAGUUGGAAGUGACAUCGGCUCCUCGCUGCACAAUCAAGCCGUCAGGGAUCACUGCCAGUGUCAGCGCUCGCAUGAAUAUCAUCCUCCUGCCGCCAAAUGCCGCACCAGUCACAUUGUCCAGUAUUACAAUGGAGUCAAAGUUGAAUGCUAAGGUGGCUUUGAAGGGGAAGAACCUAGCAGUCACACUGGGCCUUAAAAGAUUCAAGAUUUUCUCAGCGAAAUCAACUCUAGAAUCACUGGCGUUGAUUCCUAUACAGGCUCCACUGAAAGCUCUUCUGCAGCUCACUAUCAUGCCAAUGAUCAAUGAGCGAGCUCUGCAGGGUGUGCAGAUUCCACUGCCAGAAGGAAUUGAUCUCAUCAAUGAGACUGUGACAAACCACAUGGGUUUUCUGUCAAUUGGAGCAGAUUUACAUUUUUACAAAGGCCUGAGAGAGGUAAUUUAUAAGAACGCACAAGUCUCCACAAAGAGCACAACUCUAUCCAAGUAGGAACAAAACUGUGAUGAAUGGCAGCUGCUCAAGUGUAGGAAGACAAACAACAGCAAUUUACUUACCUUUUAAUUAUUGUUGCAUUUGAUUAGCCAGUCACUGGUUGCAUGGAAUCUAUUCAUUUUAUAUUAAUGUCAUUGACAGAGUGUAGAAUCAAACAUUUUAAGCUUUUGUUGUACACUGAUCAGAUUGGUGGUGUAGGUGCAACAAUUGGUAGUUCAUUUGUUAUGUAUUUUUCCAGAAUUUGUAUUAAUGACGUUAUGAGCUACUAACACUGCACCACAAUCUGAAAGAGAGGGGAAAAUACCACUGUUAGGAUCCUGUGCACGUCCUGUACUCUACUGUACAUAGGAUUAUAGAUUGCAAUCUACUUUUAGGUAUGGGUGAUGAAUAUUUCCCCGUAUCAUCACCGCAUUAUAGUUACUGUCCCAGAGCCAUGCUUUGAACCCAGACUUGAGGAGAAGGCAGUUUAGAUAAUGGGCAUCUCCGAUCAAUCAUUGCAUCACUCUAUAAUACAAACCGCUCUCCUGUACAUCAUAAUAUACUUCCCUUCCAGUUUGAAUUGUGGGAUAUGCAGACUGAAAGCAAUAACGUACAUUCCAACUACUGCAUCCUGCAGGUAGACACAAAAUGCUGGAGUAACUCAGCAGAUGAGGCAGCAUCUCUGGAGAGAACGAACGGGCGACGUUUCAGGUCGAGACCCUUCUUCAGACUGAGAGUUGACCAGGGAAUUUUGGAGGGAACGGUCUAUGCAGAAAGCAGAAAGGGGUGGAGAUGGGAAGACGUGGCCAGUAGUGGGUGGCAAAAAUGUUGGAGGAUUAUAUGCUGUAUGCUAUGGCUGGUGGAGUGGAAGGUGAGGACAAGGGGGACUCUGUCCUUGUUACAAAAGGGGGGGAGAGUAAGAGCGGAGCUGCGGGAUAUUGAGGUGACCUUGGUGAGAGCCUCAUCUAUAAUGGAAGAGGGGAACCCCCGUUUCGUAAAGAAUGAGGACCGAUGCCCUGGUAUGGAACACCUCUUCCUGGGUGCAGAGGUGGCGUAGACGGAGGAAUUGGGAGUAGGGGAUAGAGUCUUUACAGGAGGCAGAGUGGAAAGAAGUGUAGUCAAGAUAGCUAAGGGAGUCAGUAGGUUUGUAGUAGAUGUUGGUCAAUAGUUUGUUUCAUAUGAUGGAGAUGGUGAGAUCUAGAAAUGGUAGGGAGAUGUCAGAGAGGGUCCAAGUUAAUUUAAGUGCUGGAUGGAAAUUAGUGCUGGUUGAUGAGGUCAGUGAGUUAUUCAUGGGUGCAGGAGGUAGCACCAAUACAGUCGUCAAUGUAGCGGAGAUAGAGUUCGGAGAUAGGGCCAGUGUACACCUGGAACAAGGAUUGUUCGACGUACUUUACAAAGAGGCAGGCCGCAUCCUGCAGAUUGUUAAAGGGCCUGUCCCACUUUUUCGGCGACUGCCGGCGUCAUAUCAGUGUCGCCAAAAGAUUUUGAACAUUUCAAAAUCCAGCGGCAACAACAAAAAAUGUUGCGCCACUUGAAAAAACACCGGGCGUCAUACGUCAUCACGCCACGUCAUGCCGCAAAUUUUUCGGUGACCUGUCAGUCAAUGUUGCCGGCAGUCGCCGAAAAAAUCGCCAAGUGGGACAGGCCCUCGAUAUCCUUUCAUUAGCAUUGUGACCAGCUGUGUGCGAUUGGUGUAGCUGGCUUCCUUUGUAAGAACCAUUUGAAAUUUAUUUGGUAAUUACCCCAUUUGAUGACAAGCUUCAUUAAAAGCUCUAAUCCUUUCAUCUAUGCUGAAAGCCCUGGGGCAUUGUGUGUAUUAUUAUUCCCAUAAAUUCCACAAGGAAAUCUAAUUUCCUGUUAUAACAUCAAGAAUCAAGGAUUAUAAUAUGCACAAAUACAUUUUGCUUUAGACACUGGAGGCACUUUCAGUAACAAAUGUACUGUAUUGAUGGUAGAUUUUUGUUUGACCAAGUUUGACAAUUGUUCAUCUUUUAUCACUCGUCUUAUAUCCGAUAGGCUCAUUUAAGUGAGGGAGGUUACAUAAUCAAACAUUUCAAAAUUUGGGCACUGUAUCAGCAUCGCACACCUUUGUACCUGUUUUCAAACUGACUGGUCUCAGUGCGAUGUAUCUUGUUCGCAACACCAGUCAUCAACUGCCUCUCUACUCCCCAAAGCAAGCCAUUAGUUGCGACUCCAUUUCCCACACUAACCAGCAAGCUCUCUGUUCCCCACCACCAACCAUCAAAGUAUGUUAUGAAGUCUGUCAUUAAACCAAGAUUUCAAAGAUCAAUGGAAACUAUCUCACCUCAUGACAAUUGAAACCUACUUCAAUCAUCACUGGCCCAGGUAUGAUGAGGCAGUCAGAGGGGUUGCGUACUCCUGCCGAUAUUGCUGCUGUUAGGUAGUAAAUGAGAGAGUCAUAAUUCAUGGAGAGGUGGAAUGUGCUACAGGAUUAGCGUUAUAGGACUAAAUACUCCAUGUCAUUGAUGCCUAUGAUUUGAAUAUUGUUUUUAACAGUGCUGAUGAGUAAUUUCUCCCUAUGAUUUCAUAUAUAAAAUAUUCCUUGUAAUGGUACCACAGCCAUAGAUAUUCCCUGCCUGUAAUGCUGCUGGAUAAGUUUUGUAUUGUAUUUAAAGCUAAUCUAGAUGUAUUCAGAACAGUAAUAACAUGCAGUUCAUCAGUAAGUUAAACAAAUAUAAUAAUGUACCUUUGUAUGUUAAUACACUCAUUUCAUUCCACCAAUCAAUUGUAUCACACAAUGUGUAAUAAAAAUGAUGAUGUUUAUUUCUUGAAA
Leucoraja erinaceus (little skate) is the source of this 4526-nucleotide messenger RNA. RefSeq names its product phospholipid transfer protein (gene pltp). The record is from RefSeq and is a predicted model, not a curated record. Gene Ontology annotation, biological process: phospholipid transport; ceramide transport; high-density lipoprotein particle remodeling. Gene Ontology annotation, molecular function: phosphatidic acid transfer activity; phosphatidylglycerol binding; phosphatidylcholine intramembrane carrier activity. Lineage: Eukaryota; Metazoa; Chordata; Chondrichthyes; Rajiformes; Rajidae. Bases 275 to 1750 code for a protein of 491 amino acids. The transcript is spliced from 17 exons.